AACAUGUUGAACAGGUUAAAAUCCCGCCCUGCAAUGAAGCUUAUCUUUUCUCCAUAUAUUUUCUAACUGAUGCAUUUUGCUUUCUCCUAUUUUUAAGAAUGAGUAGAUCCAUUCACAGCUUAUGUUCAUCUCUUUGUUCCAUCAAUUAUAAUCCCAUCAUUCAAAUUACAUUUGUUUGCCUGUUGCUUUUUGUUGUUCAUGUAGAAUCAUUAUUCUUUAACUUCACUCAUUUCGACUUAAACAAUGCACAAAACAUCAGCUACCAGAAUGAUUCGAUGCCUGCAAAUGGAGUUAUGCAGCUUACAAAGAAUAGAGCAGAUGUUGGUCCCCAAUUUAGUGUAGGACGAACAUCCUACUCUCAGCCUGUGCGUCUUUGGGAUCGAAACACAAACGAAACAACCAAUUUUUCAACCCACUUCUCAUUUAACAUAACACAGAUGAGAAGAGUAGCUGGUGAUGGAUUUGCCUUUUUCCUUACGGCCUUUGAUGAGUCUACAGCUUAUGCUCCAGAUUAUUCAGCUGGUGGAUGUCUUGGUUUGAUUGGUGGCCAUAAUCAUACUUGUAAUAUCACUAAUAAACACCCCUUUGUUGCUGUCGAGUUUGAUACUUACAACAAUUGGUAUGAUCCGGGUUCCUUUCUGAGGGAUGCUCAUUUGGGAAUAGAUGUCAAUUCCUUAAAUUCAACAGCUUAUUUACCAUGGAGUGUAGUGAAUGGGACUGCGGCGAAUGUUUGGAUAACUUAUGAUUCUUCUACUAUGAAUCUGAGUGUCUAUUUUAGUUAUGAUGUUAAUCCUGUGUUUAAUGGGGAAUAUAAUCUUUCUCAUGUGAUUAACUUGACUGCUAUUCUACCAGAAAAAAUUAGAGUUGGAUUCUCUGCUGCUACAGGGACUGAUUUUGAAUUCCAUAAUAUCCUGUCCUGGGAGUUCAACUCAACCUUAGAAGACACUGAGUUUAGUGUGCUAACUAGGAAAAGCCAAAGCAAGCACAGAGUAGCUAUAGUAGGUGGCGUUUUAGGUGGUAUCGCUCUCUUAGUGAUUGGAUUAGGCUUUAUAGUGUUUCUAUGGUGGCAGAGGAGAGCUAGGGAAAGAAGUAGUGAUCAUGAAAUGAAUUUUGAUGUGGAUGAUGAUUUUGAUAAGGAAACUGGGCCAAAAAGGUUCACUUACAAUGAACUUAGUCAUGCUACUAACAACUUUUCUGAAGAACAAAAACUAGGAGAGGGAGGUUUCGGAGGUGUGUAUAGAGGGUUUCUGACAGAUCUUGACAGGUACAUAGCGGUCAAGAAGAUAUCGAGGGAAUCAAAACAAGGAAAAAAGGAGUUCAUGUCAGAGGUGAGGAUCAUUAGUUGUUUGAGACAUAAAAAUUUGGUUCAGCUUCUUGGUUGGUGCCAUGAACGAGGAGACUUACUUCUUGUUUAUGAAUGUAUGCCAAAUGGAAGUCUUGACUCACAUCUAUAUCGGAGCAAGAGAAAGAGCGUGUUGCAAUGGACAAUAAGGUACAAUAUUGCCCAAGGCUUGGCAUCUGCUUUGCUCUAUCUUCAUGAGGAAUGGGAGCAAUGUGUGUUGCACAGAGAUAUCAAAUCAAGUAAUGUCAUGCUUGAUAUUGAUUUCAAUGCUAAGCUUGGGGACUUUGGGCUUGCAAGGCUUGUGGACCACAGUACAACCUCGCAGACAACUUUGUUAGCCGGUACCUUAGGAUAUUUAGCACCGGAGGUUUUUAAUACAGGAAAGGCUAGUAGAGAAGCUGAUGUCUAUAGUUUUGGGGUUGUAACUCUUGAAAUUGCAUGCGGAAGGCAGCCUAUUGAUUAUAAAGAAGAGCCUACUAAGGUGAAAAUGGUAGAGUGGGUGUGGAACCUCUAUGGGGAAGGCCGUCUUCUUGAAGCAGUUGAUAUAGAACUUGAAGGAGAAUUGGACACACAGCAAAUCAAGUGCUUAAUGAUGGUUGGCUUGUGGUGUUGCCACCCAGAUCAUACUUGCCGUCCUUCUAUAAGACAGGCGAUAAAUGUUCUGAAUUCGGAAUCUCCUUUGCCUACUCUGCCUUCAAAGUUUCCGGUUCCUAUCUAUUGCUCAUCCCCGACGAAUGUAGAUAGUUUCCAUAUCAGUACCUCUACCUCCUCCUCUGGUAUUACAGGCAGCAGUAGUGGUACUACAAACUCUUCCCAUCAGCCAGUUGCACCUGGCACUUCUCCUUUGUUGUCUGAGAAUUCUGAUGUUUGAGUAGAGCACGUUUUCAUGUUGGUUACUGACUUAGUGUAGGUGUAUGCAUUUUUUUUGUGUCAAAUUACGAAAUCAAGUAUUUCAUACACUUAGCAGCAUGUAACCGUUUCAAUUUAAUUUCUGCUGGUGUAUAUCAGUAUAUGACUGUAUGUUUGUAUCACAGAUUCACAGUUACUUA
Messenger RNA from Beta vulgaris subsp. vulgaris (sugar beet), 2391 nucleotides. Its product is annotated as L-type lectin-domain containing receptor kinase IX.1. Lineage: Eukaryota; Viridiplantae; Streptophyta; Magnoliopsida; Caryophyllales; Amaranthaceae. Gene Ontology annotation, biological process: protein phosphorylation. The record is from RefSeq and is a predicted model, not a curated record. Gene Ontology annotation, molecular function: protein kinase activity; ATP binding; carbohydrate binding. Gene Ontology annotation, cellular component: plasma membrane. The transcript has a single exon. Bases 99 to 2213 code for a protein of 704 amino acids.